UAUGCCGAACCAGAACAACAAGAUAUAGUACAAUCUUCCCAACAAAUUAUAUUCAACCAUAAAAACGAGUGCAAUGACUCUAGUAAUGAGGCGAAACAUAAUGAAGAAACAGAAGCUGAAAAUAAACAUCAAUGUUCUUAUUGUGGUAAAACAUUUAGUCGAUCUGAUGUUUUAGAGUGGCACUAUAAAUUUCACGAAAAAUAUAGAGCUCAUUCUCGUACUGUUUGUGGUAAAAUAUUCAAUCAAAAGAGUAAUUUGAAGGCUCAUAUUAAAACCCACACAGGCGAGAAGCCUUAUUCAUGCAAUAUUUGUGGUAAAAGCUUCACACAAAAUUCAAAUCUGAAGACUCACAUUAAUACACAUUCAGAAGAAAAGCCUUAUUGUUGUUCUGUUUGUGGUAAAGGUUUCAAUCAAAGGUCGUAUUUAAUAAACCAUUGUAAAAUACAUACAGAAGAAGGGCUUUAUUCUUGUAGUAUUUGCGGUGAAAGCUUUUCGUUUAAGCAUAAAUUAGAGGUCCAUUGUAAAACCCAUUCAGGCGAGAAACCUUAUUCUUGUAAUGCUAGCGGUAACAGCUUUUAUCAAAGUCAAAUGCGUACAAAAGAGAAGACUUAUUCGUGUGCUGUUUGUGGUAAUAGUUUCACUACAAGGUCAAAUUUGAAUGCUCAUAGUAAAACACAUACAGGAGAGACCCCAUAUUUGUGUAAUGUUUGUGGACAAAGUUUCACAUUAAAAAAAUAUUUACAAAAACAUAGUAAAAUACACUGCUGAGGAAAAAUGAUUCUUAUAUUUCGCUGCAAAUGCUCCAAGUUCUCUUAGGGAUGUUUGAACUUUAUAGGAUUCACAUGAGGAAAGAAUUUUGUUUUCAUUUACUUAUUUUCAACCGACUUCAAAAAAGGAGGAGGUUCUCAAUUCGUCGGUAAGUUCUUUUUUUAUGUUUGUUAUCUCAAAACUUUCGACUGGGUGAACCGAUUUUGAUAAUUCUCUUUUUAUUUGAAAGCUGGUGCUUCCCGUGUGGUCCCAUUGUAAUUUGGUCCAGAUCUGACAGUGGCAUCCAUGAGAAAACCAUAAAACUCUUAAAUUUGCUAUACAUACGUAUAGCAAAGUGGAUGAUAAAUUUACGAAUAACUCAAUAUCGCGUCAACCGAUUUCGACGAUUCUUUUUUUAUUAGAAUGGAUAUACUUCAAAGAUAGUUUGGUGCGAGUUAGGUGUGGUUCUGAUUACGGAAUCCAUGACAAGGUAACGGAACUCUUCAAUUCUUAGGAGCAAAUUAAAGAUACUCGGCCGAAACUUUUAUAUGCUAUCCGGGUAUUUAAGUCAUCUACCAUAACAUAGUUAUGAUCAAGUAAUUGUCGUAGUCGAAUAUGAUGAUCAAUGGGACUCCUUAACGGGAUCUGUGGCAGAAAUUCUGACUAUCUGCAAACAAUUUGUAAAGCACUUACGUUCAUUGCUGCAUUGAAAAAUUUAGUAUAUCUACACAUAU
Messenger RNA from Leptidea sinapis, 1481 nucleotides. RefSeq names its product gastrula zinc finger protein XlCGF7.1-like. Gene Ontology annotation, molecular function: RNA polymerase II cis-regulatory region sequence-specific DNA binding; DNA-binding transcription factor activity, RNA polymerase II-specific. The record is from RefSeq and is a predicted model, not a curated record. The annotation marks the transcript as partial. Gene Ontology annotation, biological process: regulation of transcription by RNA polymerase II. Lineage: Eukaryota; Metazoa; Arthropoda; Insecta; Lepidoptera; Pieridae. The transcript has 2 exons.